AUGGGGAUCCAGGGCCUGCUGCAGUUUAUCAAGGAGGCCGCCGAGCCUUCCCAUGUGAAGAAAUACAAAGGGCUGACGGUAGCUGUGGACACCUACUGCUGGCUGCACAAAGGCGCCUACGCUUGUGCUGAGAAGCUGGCCCGAGGAGAGCCCACGGAUUUUUACGUAGCUUUCUGUAUGAAACUUGUUCAUAUGCUCCUCUCGUUUGGAAUCAAACCAAUUUUGGUAUUUGAUGGAUGUACCCUACCUUCUAAGAAGGAAGUGGAAAAGGCACGACGAGAGAGACGUCAAGCCAGUCUUCUGAGAGGGAAACAAUUGUUGCAGGAAGGGAGACUGUCAGAAGCUAGAGAAUGUUUUGGGCGCAGUGUAAAUAUUACCCAUGCUAUGGCUCAUGAAGUUAUUAAAGCUGCACGAGCCCAGGGAGUUGACUGUAUUGUUGCUCCUUAUGAAGCUGAUGCUCAGCUGGCUUAUCUUAAUAAGGUUGGCAUAGUUCAAGCUAUAAUUACGGAAGACUCUGAUCUUUUGGCUUUCGGAUGUAAAAAGGUGUUUCUGAAAAUUGACAAGUUUGGAAAUGGACUAGAGAUAGAUCAAAGUCGGCUAGGAAACUGCAAGCAGCUUGGAAAUGUAUUUACAGAAGAGAAAUUCCGUUAUAUGUGUAUUCUUUCUGGUUGUGACUACCUCCCUUCAAUUCAUGGAAUUGGGUUAGCUAAAGCAUGCAAGUUACUAAAAUUAGCCAACAAUCCAGAUAUUAUAAAGGUUAUUAAGAAAAUGGGGCAGUACUUGAAGAUGAAUAUAACAGUAUCAGAAGAAUACAUACAGGGUUUUACCAGAGCUAAUAAUACAUUCCUGUAUCAGUUAGUUUUUGAUCCUGUCAACAGAAAAUUAGUUCCUCUGAAUGCAUAUGGAGAUGAUGUUGAUCCAGAAACACUAACUUACGCAGGACGACAUGUUGGUGAUGGUACUGCUUUUCAAAUUGCUAUUGGCAAUAUUGAUAUCAAUACAAUGGAACAAGUUGAUGAUUAUAACCCUGACGUGGCACAGCCUGUGCAGCAGAGAAGUUGUGGCUGGAAUGACCGACGUGAUAAUCAUGUCAGUAGCAUUUGGAGCAGAGAAUACAAGUUUGACCCCACUGAAGAUCCUGCUCCUCCUAAAAUGUAUUUCCCAGAGAAACCAAUAACUAAAGGCAUGGAGAAAAUAAUCAGUCUUAAAGGACUAAAGCUUGCAGGCAAAGAGCUCUUGGCAAAAAGGCCAAGGAGUGAUUCAGAAGAAAUCUCAGAUGGAGAUCUGUUGAAGCAAUAUUCAUUUUCAAAAACAAAAAGAAUCAAGAAGGAGAAUGAUAAUGAUGGUCAAGCACAAAAGAAUGUGUCAGCAAUGAAAAGUCUUGAUUCUCCAGGAAUUUCCAUCACUCAAGAAAGCUCUAACUCUGUACCCAGAGUUAGAAAUAAAUUUGCUUCAUUUUUACAAAAGAAAAGCAAAGAGAAGGAUGCUGUAAUUGUUCCAGGAACAAGAAGCAGGUUUUUCUGCAAUGAUGCAGUUGUGUUUGACAGUACAGCAAAGAAGGAAGAUGGUGAUUUAACUCAAGAUGCUGAGCAGGAUUGCCAGAAACAGGAAGUAAAACAGGUAGCUGAAGAUGUUUCUAGGUUUUCAGAAAUUGAAAAAUCAUCACGGACUGUGUCUGCACCUUCUGGAGAAAUGCAGAAAAGUUAUUUCCAGUGGUUUAGCAGCCUCAAAAGUAACUCAGGAAAUCUUGGUCCAUCUCAUGUUGUAUUUUCACAGCAGUUUUACCAGCAGAGAAACAACUGCACUGUAUCCCAGGAAGAUCAGAUUAAUGGGGCAAUGUGUGAUGAAUCAGAGGAAGAGUCCACUCCCUUAAUAGAACUGGAACAGUCAUCACAGUCUGAUGGGUCUUGUGAGCCAUCAGAAUGCAGUUUGGAGUCUUCAGAAAUCCUACAAGAAUCUGAUUCCACUUCAAAACUAAAUGAUGGUCGGUGUUCUCUGUCUCUGCUGUUUUCUGCUGCUCAAACUAACAAAAAAAGUACAAUCAUAAAGACCAAGGUUCCUGGAUUACAUAAAUCCAGUAAUAUAAGGUCACAUAUGGUAACAAAGCUCAAGCCAUUGAUACCAGCUAAAGUAAGUGGACUAAGCAGGAAACUGUCACCUGUGCAGAAGAGAAAGGACUGUGAUACUGAAAAUAAGCUGGGGCUGCAAUCAAUGCAAUCAGUUGGUGACCUCUGGAAAAACUUCCAAUUUAAAAGGGAGUAUGAAAAACUUCCUUCUUGUAGAAAGUCAGAUCCUUUGUCUCCAAUCAAAGAUAAUAUACAGCUCACUCCAGAAACAGAAGAAGAAAUUUUUAAUCGUCUGGAAUGUAGUCAUGUUCAGAGAGCUAUAUUCCAAUGA
Molecule: messenger RNA, 2397 nt
Organism: Poecile atricapillus (Black-capped chickadee)
Lineage: Eukaryota; Metazoa; Chordata; Aves; Passeriformes; Paridae
Gene: EXO1
Product: exonuclease 1
Exons: 13
Coding region: 1-2397 (798 amino acids)
Biological process (GO): mismatch repair; DNA recombination
Cellular component (GO): nucleus
Molecular function (GO): 5'-flap endonuclease activity; DNA binding; metal ion binding
Source: RefSeq, a predicted model, not a curated record